This is a messenger RNA of Cygnus atratus (black swan), 5117 nucleotides long. It is a transcript of the gene MCM8, whose product is annotated as minichromosome maintenance 8 homologous recombination repair factor. Lineage: Eukaryota; Metazoa; Chordata; Aves; Anseriformes; Anatidae. The record is from RefSeq and is a predicted model, not a curated record. Gene Ontology annotation, cellular component: nucleus; MCM complex. Gene Ontology annotation, biological process: double-strand break repair via homologous recombination. Bases 492 to 2975 code for a protein of 827 amino acids. The transcript is spliced from 18 exons. Gene Ontology annotation, molecular function: ATP binding; single-stranded DNA binding; single-stranded DNA helicase activity.
GUGAGGGCUGAGGGGGACAGGACGCAGGCGGGGCACGGAGCGGCCUCGGGAGGGACGCCCCGGGUCUUGGAGGGUCCCCCUGGGGCUCGGAGAGGGACCCAGGGGCUGGGAGGGGGACCCCAAGUCCUAUAAGGCGAACCCCAAGGCCUCGAACGGGGGCCCCAAAUCUUGAGCGGGUCCCUCAGGGCUUCGGGGGGUCCCCCCGGGACUUGGGGGCGGACCCCAAGGCUUGGAAGGGGGACCUCGGGGCUGGGAGAGGAACCCAAAAUCCUCCUAAGGCCUGGAGUGGGACCCCAAGGCCUCAAACGGGGUCCCCAAAUCUUGAGUAGGUCCCUCAGGGCUUGAGGGGGUCCCCUUGGGGCUUGAAGGGGGGCCCCAAAGCUUGGAGGGUCCAGCACACCCCGGGUUCUCGCUCCCAGCCUGGUCAGCAGCAGUAAUUUGUGAAUUUUCUGCCCAUCAUCAUUGCCCCGAGCCGAUGCCCCUAGAGCAAAAUGAGCGCGGGUGUCAGAGGAAGGGGGGCUGCCCGGGGGAGAGGCUUCCAGGGGUGGCGAGGUGGGUGGAGAGGAGGAUGGCGAGGAGGAUGGCGAGGACGAGGAGGACAAAAGGCAGAGUGGAAGAGAAUGCCCCAACCUGUAACAUCUCGACUAGUUCAGUCAACAUUGGACCAGUUUAUUCCGUAUAAGGGCUGGAAACUUUAUUUUUCUGAAGCUUAUGCUGACAAGUCUCCUUUUGUCCUGAAGACUCAAGCCUUUGAAAAAUUUUUCAUGCAACGCAUUGACCUUUAUGAUAAGGAUGAAAUAGAAAGAAAAGGAAGUAUCCUUGUGGAUUAUAAGGACCUGAUAGAAGAUAGAGAAUUAACUAAAUCAAUACCAAAUGUAUCUGCUGAGUUACGGGAUAUGCCUCAGAAAACAUUACAGUGUAUGGGUCUAGCAAUUCACCAGGUGCUAACAAAGGACCUUGAAAGGCAUGCUGCAGAGCUGCAGGUGCAGGAAGGAUUACCGCUUGAUGGAGAAGCUGUAAUAAAUGUGCCUCUCAUUCAUGCCAGGAUUUACAACUAUGAUCCGCUAACUCAGCUGAAAAACGUCCGGGCCAACUGCUAUGGGAAAUACAUCGCCUUGCGGGGUACUGUUGUGCGCGUCAGUAACAUUAAGCCUCUGUGCACUAAGCUAGCCUUUGUCUGUGGCACAUGCGGAGAUGUUCAGAGCGUUCCUCUGCCUGAUGGAAAAUACACUCUUCCAACUAAGUGCCUUAUACCCGAGUGCCGUGGCCGGUCAUUCACACCCGACAGAAGCUCUCCUUUAACCACAACAGUGGACUGGCAGUCUAUUAAGGUUCAGGAGCUCAUGUUGGAUGAUCAGCGAGAAGCAGGCCGAAUCCCUCGCACAAUCGAAUGUGAACUGGUUCAAGAUCUGGUGGACAGCUGCGUCCCAGGAGAUGUGGUCACAAUUACAGGGAUAGUUAAGGUGUCGAGCACUGAGGAAGGAGCUUCUAAAAAUAAGAAUGACAAGUGUGUGUUCCUGUUGUACAUUGAGGCGAAUUCUGUCAGCAACAGUAAAGGACAAAAAACAAAGAACUUUGAUGAUGAGACUUUUCAAAGAUCAUUCAUGGAGUUUUCGCUUAAGGACCUCUAUGCUGUUCAAGAAAUCCAAGCUGAGGAAAAUCUCUUCAGGCUCAUUGUAAACUCUCUUUGUCCUGCCAUCUAUGGCCAUGAGAUUGUCAAGGCAGGCUUGGCCCUGGCGUUAUUUGGAGGAUGUCAGAAGUUUGUCGAUGACAAGAACAGAAUCCCGGUUCGAGGAGAUCCACAUGUUCUGGUUGUUGGAGAUCCAGGAUUAGGAAAAAGUCAAAUGCUGCAAGCAGUGUGUAACGUUGCCCCUCGAGGUGUGUAUGUUUGUGGUAAUACUUCCACCAGCUCUGGCCUGACUGUUACUCUGUCUAGAGAUGGCGCUUCGGGAGAUUUUGCCUUGGAAGCUGGUGCUUUAGUGCUCGGAGAUCAAGGUAUUUGUGGAAUAGAUGAAUUUGAUAAGAUGGGAAGCCAGCAUCAGGCUCUGCUGGAAGCCAUGGAACAGCAAAGUAUCAGCCUUGCCAAAGCUGGCAUUGUUUGCAGCUUGCCAGCCAGGACAUCUAUCGUUGCUGCAGCAAACCCGGUUGGAGGACAUUAUAACAAAGCCAAAACGGUGUCUGAGAACUUAAAAAUGGGGAGUGCUUUGCUGUCAAGAUUUGAUUUGGUUUUCAUUUUGCUGGACACCCCAAAUGAAGAUCACGAUCACUUGCUGUCUGAGCACGUGAUGGCUAUCCGAGCUGGAAAGCAGGCAGCGUGCAGCAGCGCCAUUGUGAGUCGUGCCAACGUGCAGGAUCACUCUGUUCUUGAAGUUGUUUCUGAUCGGCCACUGCUUGAAAGACUAAAGAUCUCACCAGGAGAAAACUUUGAUGCCAUUCCACAUCAGCUGCUGAGGAAGUACGUCGGAUACGCUCGGCAGUACGUUCACCCAAAGUUAUCUCCAGAAGCUGCUCAGGUCCUCCAGGAAUUCUACCUUGAGCUUCGGAAGCAGAACCAAGGAGCAGACAGCACGCCAAUCACCACGAGGCAGCUGGAGUCGCUGAUUCGACUUACCGAGGCACGAUCAAGGCUGGAAUUAAGGGAGAAAUGUACCAAGGAAGAUGCUGAGGAUGUAAUAGAAAUAAUGAAAUACAGCAUGCUGGGAACCUACUCGGAUGAGUUUGGGAAACUGGACUUUGAACGUUCCCAGCAUGGGUCUGGGAUGAGCAAUCGGUCACAAGCAAAGAGAUUUAUUUCUGCCCUCAACAGUAUUGCGGAAAGAACUUACAACAAUCUCUUUGAAUUGCAACAGCUUCGACAGAUUGCAAAGGAGCUACAGAUACGAGUAUUCGAUUUUGAAAGCUUUAUUCAAUCCCUAAAUGAUCAGGGUUAUCUUUUGAAAAAAGGCUUGAGAGUUUAUCAGCUUCAGACUAUGUGAAGAGAAACACUGCCUGUCUCUGAACUUUGAGACAUAACCGAAGUAUCUGGAAUGGGCUGAUGGACACACAGCAAUAAAGCACCCUGAAUUGCAGCCUACCACAGAAGCUGAUGCACUGUUGCUUACUUGAGGUGCAAGAUCAUUAUUUGGGAACUGGCAACGCCAGCAGGCUUGCCUGAAGCUGUCGUGGGACAAACUGCCCUGUGAUACUGCUGCCUGACUCACCCUGUAGGUGUAGGUCUGCUAGCCCAAAUGAUCACAGUAACAAAUGUUGCUUCUAAACUUAGUGAUGUUCAACCCGCACAUUUUAAAAAAGGAUUCUUUCACGAGAAGACAAUGUGAGUUACGUUUUUAGCAUUGUAGUUGGUCUGAGGAAUUAAAUAUGUAGAAAUGUUUCCAAAAAUUUGGGAACCAUCAUGUUGAGCCAAUGCAGCUUUAUAGCAGUAAAAAGUGAUACCUUAUUGAAAUUGCUUUAGUUUUCUGAUUUGUAACUCUGUAUUUAUUGGUCUUAGAUUUUAUUUGAAGUGCAAGUCUAAUUUAAGCUCUCCUUCUUACAAUAUUUAAUGUGUAAAACAGGAAUUGAAUUUUUAUUUUUCAUUAAACUUAUAUAUAUAUAAAUUAAUGUUGAAAUUUAUUGUUAUUUAUUCAAGAGAUAUAGUAACAGUGAACAGGGGUGUGAGUAUUAACAGCUAUUUCAUAACGCAUUCAAAGUGCUCUGUACAAUUUUAUGAAAUCAGGAUCGUGGUCUAGUCCAAUAAAAUGGCAGAUUUUUUCAGCUUUGUGUAAGCAUUUAAAAAAAUCAAGAAUGUGUUGCUGAAGCUCCUGUUUUCCCCCCUCCUAUUUCUAAGAUGUAUAAAGAUGUAUAAGAAAAUAAGCUUCAUGAUUUCACCUUUUACAUUAAGUGACUUUUCUUGGACUUCGUACACUAUAACCUAGGGUAGUGGGGCACAAGGGAUAAAACACAGAAUGGGAAUUUCAGAGGCAGGGUUCUGCUUCAGAGGCUAGGUUCACCUAGCCCUGCUCUGGAGUUCUGGCUGAGCUUGGAAAGGACUUUGAGUUGAUCUGGACCCACCACACUCCUCCAGCAGGGCCACCUUGAGUUUCAUUGCCAUUGCUGCUUGUCCUGUUUGUCACUCAGCACUAUUGAGAAGUUUGACUCACUUUUCUUUGUUCCCUCAAUCUGCUACUGAUACACAUUAAGAUUCUCUCCCAUAACCUUCUCUCUUCCAGGCUCAGCAGUCCCAGCCCUCUGUCCCCAUAUUAUCAAAUAAGCUCCAGUCCUUUGAUCAUCUUUGCAGCUCUGCAUGGGACUCACUCUUGUACAUCCCUCUCAGACAGGGGAGCCUAGACCUGGAUCCAAGGCAGGAGGCUUUUUUUCUCUCCCUCUACAGGCACCCAGUUUAACACAGCCCCUAAUGCUUUGCUGGCUCAGGGUGAGCUUGGUGUCUGCUUCACUGCUGAGGUGCAUCUUCCACUUCUGCGGUGCUUCCACGUGGGCUUGUUCCUUCUGAGGUGCAGGACUUGAUAUUUCUCUUUACUCAGCUUCAUCAGGAUUCUGCCAGCCCAACUCUCCAGCCUGCUGGGGGUCCCUCUGCCUGGCCCUAUAGCCAUUUUGUGUCGUCUCCACACUUGGAACGCAUCCACAGGGCUGCCUCCACAUUAUCUUGCUUCACUCCUGUCUUCCACUGAGGGGCACCUCUCCAUUGGUGUGACUGAAGUAGUAAGUUAUGAAGGUCAUAGAAUAAGUAAAUGGUAUUUUUCCAUUGUCUUUCACCCUGGGGGUGAAAAGACUUUAGUAGCUUACUGUAACAGGUUGCUUUUUUAGGGGUUUUCAGUUCUUUUACCAGUUCCUGACCACUGUGUGUAAUCAAAGUGUGUGAGCACAGGGGCUCCAGCCUUAAUUUGGGCUGAACCGAGGCCAGCACCGACUUAAAAUCACCAUUCUUUGCAGGGAAAGGGGGCAGGGACAAGCACAUUAGGGGAGCUGGCAAAGUAAACUCUUCUUCUUCUCCCUCGAGCCAAAGCAAACACGGCUGAGAGCGCUACGAGCCCGCACCGAGCACAAAAACCCGCUUUCGCCCUUGGAGCGCCACCACCCCCCCAACACGCCAAGCCCCGGGGGCUGCAGCGGGGCUCCCCCCU